AUACUAUAGAGCUUAUUUUGCCAAAAAUUUUAGAACUAAACAAGGCCUAUGAUGUGACGUUGCUGGGCAAUUCCCCACCUGAACGGCUGAACCUCAGGGGGCCCAAAUCGAGAGUUUUCGGCACAAAUCCUAGCGCGCGCAGCAGCUUCUCCGCCCGUUUCCCAUGCCCGCCCACCGCCGCCACCUCUGCUUCCUCCGCGCACUCGUUGGGCUCCGCUCCACCGGCGCUGCCACCGCCGCCGCUGGCUUCUCCUCGGCUCCUAGCCGCGGGUGCCCACUCCACGCCGCGCUAGCGCGCCGCGGCGCCCCCGCGGCCGUCGCGCUUGCUCUCUUUUCCCGCAUCCGUGCCGCGACCUUGCCGACCCCCUACACCUUCUCCCUCCUGCUCGCCUCCCUCGCAGCCGCCUCCUCCUCCCGCUCCCCCACCCCCUCCGCUGCCGUCUGCGAUCGACUCGCUGCCGCGGGGCUUGCGCACGCGCAGGCGCUCAAGUGCGGCGCGCUCGCACACCCCGUCGUCACCAACUGUCUCCUCAAGCUCUACUGCGCGCUCGGCAUGCUCCCUGACGCGCGCAGGGUGUUCGAUACGAGCGGCGCCACCGCUCUGGACGUUGUCUCCUGGAACACGAUGGUGUCUGGGUACGGCAAGUGCGGGGACCUAGAGGCCGCGCGGGAGGUGUUCGUCAGAAUGCCCGAGAGGGGCCUGGUUUCCUGGAGCGCAAUGAUCGACGCCUGCGUGCGUACCGGGGAGUUCAGUGAGGCACUAAGGGUGUUUGAUCAGAUGACUGGAAAUGGGUUCAAGCCAGACGCCGUGGUGCUGGUGAGCGUGCUCAAGACUUGCGCACAUCUGGGCGCUCUUGAGAGGGGGCGGUGGGUUCAUAGGUUUCUCAAAGCAGAGAGGCUUGGGGGGAGGCCAGGGAAUGUCAUGCUCGAGACGGCGCUUGUCGAUAUGUAUUGCAAAUGCGGGUGCAUGAAUGAGGCGUGGUGGGUCUUUGAUGGAGUUCAGAGCCACGAUGUGGUGUUGUGGAAUGCAAUGAUUGGUGGGCUUGCAAUGAAUGGCCAUGGAAAGCGCGCACUUGAGUUGUUCAGAAGGAUGCUUGAUAAGGGGUUUGUGCCGAACGAGUCAACGUUUGUUGUUGCCUUGUGUGCGUGCAUCCACACAGGUCGUGUGGAUGAAGGGGAGGAUGUUUUCAGGUCCAUGCGUGACCAUGGCAUUGAGCCACGGAGGGAGCACUAUGGGUGCUUGGCUGAUCUCCUUGGACGUGCAGGGCUCCUGGAAGAAGCCGAGGGUGUGUUACUGGACAUGCCGAUGGAGCCACAUGCAUCACAGUGGGGGGCUCUAAUGUCAUCAUGCCUGAUGCACAAUAACGUUGGUGUGGGUGAACGUGUAGGAAAGAAACUUAUUGAGCUAGAGCCAGAUGAUGGUGGACGUUAUGUUGCUCUGUUCAAUCUAUAUGCAGUCAAUGGUUUAUGGGAAGAUGCAAAAGCUCUUCGGAAGAUGAUGGAAGAGAGGGGAGCCAAGAAGGAGACAGGUUUGAGCUUUAUAGAGUGGAAUGGUUUGGUCCAUGAGUUCAGGUCAGGUGAUACAAGACACCCCCAAACAAGGCUGAUCUAUGCAUUAUUGGAAGAUAUGGAGCAGAGAUUACAACUGAUUGGCUAUGUCAAGGAUACCAGCCAAGUGCUCUUGGACAUGGACAACGAGGAAGAUAAGGGAAAUACCUUGUCCUACCACAGUGAGAGGCUUGCAUUAGCAUUUGGUAUUCUAAACAUUCCCCAUGACAUGCCUAUUCGAAUUGUCAAGAAUCUUCGAGUGUGCCGUGACUGCCAUGUCCAUGCCAAACUUGUGUCCAAGCUCUACCAACGUGAGAUCAUUGUGCGUGACCGCCAUCGCUUCCACUUGUUCCGUGAUGGGGUUUGCUCCUGCAAUGACUUUUGGUGACAGUGCUACUGACUAUUGGGUGUGGCAUAGUUAUGGACAUCAUUCUGAAAACAGCAACUAGAAAGGAUGACCAUGACACCUGACUGCUACAACCAUGUAUUUGGAGGGUGAGACAUGAGAGAGAAUGCGGUCACUACUUCACUUAAAAGCUGGCCCCACAACAUGAAACUAAUUCUUGGUACUGGCUUCAGAAAAAAAAUGAUGGUCAGGUGCCGGUUGCUUCUGUAAUCCCAUUUCCUUUUACCUCUUGGCUCUGUAGGCGCUCCUCUAGAGGAAAACUUACUGGCAUCGUAAAUUCAUAUGAGCAAGUUGUCACCUUUUGGUUAUGAUAAUUUAAUACCAUGCAUUGGAUUUGGCAUUGGUAAGCAUACAGUCUUUUUUGCCAUCCUCUUUGGAUGAGUGGAUAAUAACCUUCAAAUUUCUUUACAGAAGACACGCAUGGAAUGUGAACCAACUUUAUCAAUCUGUUCAUUGUGCUGUGUGCUGAUACGAAAACCAGGGAUAGCCUGUACGAGAGGUUAGUGGAGCAGAUGGGAUGCUUAUGAGUAGGGAUGAAAACGGUACGGAUAUUUUUCGACCUUAUUUGAUACCGAAUUCGUUUAGAGGGAGAAAGAAGAGGUCGGGGAUGGCCUGUACGAGAGGUCGAUGGCCGGUGAGGAGGAAGAGGCACAUCAGCGAGCCAUGCCGGUUAGCAGACGGGCGAGCUGCACCGGUGAGCGCGCAGGCCGAGAUUGAGGGCGCAGAGCCUAGCCGCGCUGGCAUGGAGCCAAGGAGAGGCACGGGCCGGCGUCGCCGAAGGGUUGAGUUGCGUGGAGGCGACAACAGAUUCGGAGAGAGAGGAGCGACGCGGUUGGUGUUUAUCUUCUUUUCUUGUGAGAUGGCAUUGAAAUUAAACGAUUGGUGGGAAGAUAAUAUAAAUAACAUGCUGAUACAUGGA
Molecule: messenger RNA, 2873 nt
Organism: Sorghum bicolor (sorghum)
Lineage: Eukaryota; Viridiplantae; Streptophyta; Magnoliopsida; Poales; Poaceae
Product: putative pentatricopeptide repeat-containing protein At5g40405
Exons: 3
Coding region: 164-1936 (590 amino acids)
Biological process (GO): RNA modification
Molecular function (GO): RNA binding; zinc ion binding; protein binding
Source: RefSeq, a predicted model, not a curated record